Messenger RNA from Vitrella brassicaformis, 1040 nucleotides. The record is from the annotation of a GenBank genome assembly. Lineage: Eukaryota; Vitrellaceae.
UCACAGAUCAAAGCGGCGCCUCUUUGCCGGCCGCCCGCUCCCCUCUCUGCCCUCCCUCUCCCCGCCCCCCUCAUCUACUAUCGAGCUCAACAGUGCAUCAAGAACAACCGAUUGCUCGUCAUCUCCUCGUAUGGCCUGGGACAGCUGUGUCAGAAGGAUUUUGCGGUCGCCGAGCCGCACCAUCACCCGCAGGAAGCCGCCGAGGUCGGUCUUGUGAGUUGAGAGGAUGUCGGGCGUCAGCAGCGGCUCAGCGAUCUCCUUAUAUGUCCACUCGUCCAGUGACUGGUCGCUGCCCCGCCAGCCCAGCCAUGCGGUCAACACCCGCAAAGGCGACACGCCUGGCGCCCUGAUGUGCGCCAAAUAGCAUGCGAUAUACUCUGACACCUGCAUCAUCAGACAGCCACUUCAUUCAUGCUCCAUUCUGCCCACCUACAUCGUGAUGCUUACCUCGUUGCGGAUUGCGGCGCCUAUGUCCUGGAUGGCAUCCCACUGCUGCUCCAUGAUCAUCAUUCGCAAGCAGUGCAGGACGAGGCACCUGAACACCAUCACGUUACCACACCACAUCCGUCCACCCACCCACCCACCCACCCACCCAUCCAUCCAUCGAGUGUCCUACAGUGACGCACCGCAUCGGCAGGAAUCGUUUCCUCAUAGUGGCCUUGACGUCCUUGACCCUGGUGUCCUUGCCAACGAAUGCCGUAUGGUGGUUGAAUGGGAUAGUAUGGGUCAGGCCGGCGCGUAACCCACUGCCGAGGAGGCCCAUGGUGAAGAGGGGGAGGCGCUCGUGGCUCUCCGAGUCGGUGCAUUCAAAGAGGCAGGUGUCCUCGGUGAUGUUGGUGAGAGUAUCGCCAUCGCCGCCAUCGCCGAUGGACAUCUUGACGGACAAUGAGAAGCAGAAGACUCUCUGGGAGUCCGAUUGGUGGAAGUAUGCGCUGUUCAUCUCGAAUGAACGAACGUUGCUGAGAGGCAUGGUCGACGUGUCGUUGACGUCGCCCUGCCGGAUGUAGUAGGAAGCGCCUCCGGAGUCUUCGGUUGCCUCG